Molecule: messenger RNA, 1607 nt
Organism: Coffea eugenioides
Lineage: Eukaryota; Viridiplantae; Streptophyta; Magnoliopsida; Gentianales; Rubiaceae
Product: SEC12-like protein 2
Exons: 10
Coding region: 95-1276 (393 amino acids)
Biological process (GO): protein secretion
Cellular component (GO): endoplasmic reticulum membrane
Molecular function (GO): guanyl-nucleotide exchange factor activity; protein binding; GTPase activator activity
Source: RefSeq, a predicted model, not a curated record
CCCAUAAAUAUUCUGCAACAUGCCAACGCCACCAAGCUAAGAUUAGCUGAAAAAAAUUCGUUGACCAGAGAUUCAGAUCGGAAAAAAAUUUCGAAUGGGAGAAAUUUCCAAUUCCCAGAAGUAUGGAGUUCCCCUUUAUGGGGCCGGCUGGGUUCCACCGAGUGCUAUUAGAUCCAUUUUCUCCAAAGAAGACGCCGACUCCGGCGACGACUCAAAGGCGCCUCCGCCUGCCGCCGAAGAAAACCAUGUUGUCCUUGCCGGAGGAGGUGGAGAAGGAAGCAGCGGUAUACCUAAUGCUCUCCUAGUUGCAAAGUUCGAUUUUGAAGCCAAUUCUCUCUCCGAUCGACCUGUUGCGAGAUUGUCAACUGGAGAAGAUUUACCUUAUAGGAUUGCUGUUCACCCAGGAGGGGAAGGUGUGAUAUGUUCAUUGCCCAAAAGUUGCAGGUUGUAUGAAUGGGCUGCAGUUGAGAAGGCAGAUGACUCUACUUUAGAUCUUAGAUCGUCUGAGAGAGCUCUUGAGCAUUUGGAAGAUGUUGGUCAACAAUUAUCUCUGGCAUUUAAUAAUGAGGGUACAUUACUCGCCACUGGUGGUGAGGAUGGUAAAUUACGCAUUUUCCAGUGGCCAGCCAUGGAACUUACACUCAACGAAGCCAACGCGCAUGCUUCUGUAAAGGACUUACAUUUCAGCCCGGAUGGGAAGCUUCUGGUAUCUGUUGGAAGUGGACCUGCUAGGGUUUGGGAUGUCACUAACUCAAUUGCUAUAGCCGCUUUACAAAAGGAAAAUGAUGAGCAGUUUUGCUUUUGCAAGUUUUCUCCAGGCAGAGAUGGUAAUCAAGUUUUAUACAUCAUAGCAAUGAAAGAUCGGGGUGCUUGUAUUUUGAAGUGGAACACUACUACAUGGAGGAAGAUGAGCUCAAAACGCAUUGUCCGGGAUGCAGUUUCUGCUUUCGAUGUUUCCAUUGAUGGCAAACUCCUAGCAGUAGGAACAAUCGAAGGAAACAUUUGGGUUCUAAGUUCCAACAGCAUGAGUGUGCAAACUGUGGUAAAGAAGGCACAUCUAGGCCUUGUAACAGCAUUGAGGUUCUCAAAGGAUUCAAGAUAUUUGCUCUCUGCAUCCAUGGAUUCAAGUGCUAGGGUGACGCAAAUAAAGGAUGAGGAGAAAAAUGGUUUGAGGUUGUGGAUCAUUUUGUUAAUGAUAUUGCUUGCAAUAGCGGCAUAUUUUGUUAAAAACAAAGAAUUGCUGCCCCAGCAACUUGAUUUUGUGAAGAGAUUAUGACUGUUGGUGUACUAGAGAGUUGAAGUCUGUACAUGGAUGAAAUUUUGUAUGACUAGAUUACUGUUGGAAGGUAAUGCUUACAGAGAGGGUAUGAGAUGUUACAUUACCUAUGAUAGUCCGCAACGGCUUACUGUUAAACAGCGGCUUGCAACAGCCCUCGGCGGCUGGGAUUGACUUUUGAAAGAAUGUCUUGUGUACAAAUUCAACCAACCUAAAUUGAAAUUGUUAUUACGAAGUAAUUAGUAUAUCUUUUUGAUGUGGUUUAUAGUUUGCUAUGUAAUACUGCCUUGUUUGGGAAAAUAAAGUGAGGAAUGAUUAUUUAUUGAUUCUA